AUGGUCGAAGUAGAACAGGUGAGGUCUCCUGCUUCAAGUGGGGCCAUCAAAACGCGCCUUCGCGACUUCCUCCUUCCUCCUUUGCCAGCCAACCUCACUCCUUAUCUUUACGAGUAUUCUAUGGAGCAACAUAGUUCAGGAGUUCAGCAUAGCACCGCAGAUGACUUUGUGAUGGUUGAACAUGCUACGCAAGGUGGCACGAAGGCGAAAGAGUCCUACCUUGAUGCCAUUUCGAGCGCCGUCGAGGGCAUUAGCGACGAACUGCGGACCAUCUCCCUUGACAUUCACGACCAUCCAGAGCUACAAUACAAGGAGUUUCACGCCCAUCAAAUCCUCACGGAUUAUCUACGGAAUCAAGAAGGGUGGAAAGUGACUCCCUCAGCGUACGAUAUCAAGACCGCAUUUGUUGCUGUAUUCGACAGUGGUAGAGAAGGCCCGGUAGUAUCAUUCAACGCUGAGUAUGAUGCAUUGGCCGGCAUUGGGCAUGCCUGCGGGCAUAACCUCAUAGCCAUCGUGUCUCUGGGAGCUGCUCUGGCGACUGCUGAGCUGCUCCGACAGAAAGAUAUCGGUGGCAGAGUUGUGUUGUUUGGCACGCCAGCAGAAGAGGGCGGUGGCGGCAAGAAGCGACUACUAGACGCUGGCGCGUACAAAGACAACCAGGUUGAUAUCUCACUGAUCACGCACCCUGGCAUCUCACCUGACGCUGCGCUGGUGCGGACUGCUGCGUACUCUGCUUUAAAAGUCGAGUUCUUUGGAAAGGAGGCACAUGCUGCGGCUCGUCCCUGGGAUGGGAUCAACGCUCUGGACGCACUUAUUAUAGCCUAUAACUCCAUAAGCGUCCUUCGACAGCAGACCCAGGCCGGCGACAUCAUACAAGGCCAAAUCACAAACGGUGGACUACGACCGAACAUCAUACACGCCUACGCAGCAGGCAGAUUCGUUGUCCGCUCAAGCUCCAAGAAGCGUCUCGAGGCUCUAGUCAAGCGUGUCACAGCCUGCUUUGAGGCUGGAGCACACGCGACCGGGGCUGAGUUGAAGGUUACACCCGGUAUGUCCUACAGCGACCAUGUCCCCAAUCGUGCUCUUGGUAGGCAGUACAGACAGUCCUUCAACCGACUAGGUGGUCGGAUCCCAACGGAAGAGCUUGACAUCCUCGAUGCAGUUACACAGGCUUCCACCGACCAGGGAAAUAUAAGCCACGCGUACCCCAGCAUAUCUCCGAACUUCUGGAUACGGUCUGAGAGCGACGGUGGGGAACAGCUCGGCGGCCCGCACACACCUGAUUUCGAAAAGGCCGCUCGAAGCGAAGAGUCGCAUGAACUUGCGAAGAGGGCUGCGAAGGCAUUGGCUGCGACGGCGGUUGGGGUUCUCACGGAUCCAGACUUACUGGCUGACGCGAAGAAGGAGUUUGAAGACAUGGUCGAGACUGAAGGGAGGGCAUGA
Saxophila tyrrhenica is the source of this 1443-nucleotide messenger RNA. RefSeq lists its product as uncharacterized. The transcript has 4 exons. NCBI's taxonomy places the organism in Eukaryota, Fungi, Ascomycota, Dothideomycetes, Mycosphaerellales, Extremaceae. The coding region runs from base 1 to 1443 and encodes 480 amino acids. The record is from RefSeq and is a predicted model, not a curated record. Gene Ontology annotation, molecular function: dipeptidase activity.